GAACAUUGUGACACUGAAAACAGCGUGAGCCAACCCCAAUUUAUUUCCGAAGUCGCCGUUUUUUUAGUGUUUUCAGGACUGUUGAAGUAUAAUUUUACGGGACAAUCAGUCGUAGCCGGUGUCCUCUGAACUCAAAAUGGAUGAUAUCCAGAUUGUCGAAACUAAACCUCUGCUGGUUGAUGGCGAUCUGCAGGGCCUGAGGGAGGCUGUGCAGAAACUUCAGAUUAAGGAGCACGAUGUGGAGACUCCUCAUGGCAGGAUUCACUGCACCAUGAAGGGGGUUCCCAAAGGAGACCGACCCUGCAUUCUCACCUUUCAUGAUAUCGGACUGAACCACAAGACUUGCUUUGACACCUUGUUCAACCAUGAGGACAUGCAUGAGAUCAUGCAGCACUUUGCUGUGUGCCAUGUGGACGCCCCAGGCCAGCAUGAAGGUGCCAGCACUUUCUCUACUGGGUAUGAGUACCCAUCUAUGGACCAGCUGUCUGAGAUGCUUCCAACAGUUCUCAAACAUUUUGGUCUGAAGAGCGUCAUUGGAAUGGCUGUCGGAGCAGGUGCCUACGUCCUCGCUAAAUUUGCUCUUAACAAUCCUAACAUGGUGGAGGGCCUUGUGCUGAUCAACAUUAACCCAUGUGCUGAGGGUUGGAUGGACUGGGCUGCCCACAAGAUCUCAGGCUGGACUCAUGCUAUGCCAGAUAUGAUCAUCACACAUCUGUUUGGAAAGGAGGAGAUCCACCACAAUCAUGAAAUGAUUGCCACAUACCGUCACCAUAUCAUGAAUGACAUGAACCAAUACAAUCUGCAUCUUUUCGUCAAGGCCUAUGAGAGCCGGAGGGACCUGGACAUUGAAAGGCCGGUGCCAGGGAGCAAUGCUAGGACACUCAAGUGCCCCACUCUUCUGGUUGUUGGAGAUAACUCUCCUGCUGUGGAGGCUGUGGUGGAGUGCAACACCAAGCUCGACCCAACAAAGGCCACACUCCUCAAGAUGGCAGACUGCGGAGGCUUACCCCAGGUUGACCAGCCUGGAAAGCUGACAGAGGCAUUUAAGUAUUUCAUCCAGGGCAUGGGCUACAUGCCCUCUGCCAGCAUGACCAGACUGGUUCGUUCCCGCACAGCCUCUGGCUCCAGCGUCCACUCCUUCGACGGCAACCGUAGCCGAUCGCACACCAACGAGGGCAACCGCAGCAGGUCACACACCAACGAGGGGAGUCGCGCCCGCUCUCACACCUCCGAGAACCAGCGCGGUCGCUCUCAAACGGACACCUCCAUGGACAGUGCCACCAACAGCUCUGUGGAUCAUCAGCAGCCCAAGUCCACUGAAGUGUCCUGUUAAACCACCUCUUCAGCCGUAACGAAA
Molecule: messenger RNA, 1357 nt
Organism: Chanos chanos (milkfish)
Lineage: Eukaryota; Metazoa; Chordata; Actinopteri; Gonorynchiformes; Chanidae
Gene: ndrg1a
Product: N-myc downstream regulated 1a
Exons: 16
Coding region: 137-1333 (398 amino acids)
Source: RefSeq, a predicted model, not a curated record